Molecule: messenger RNA, 3335 nt
Organism: Chionomys nivalis (European snow vole)
Lineage: Eukaryota; Metazoa; Chordata; Mammalia; Rodentia; Cricetidae
Gene: Smim30
Product: small integral membrane protein 30
Exons: 3
Coding region: 193-372 (59 amino acids)
Source: RefSeq, a predicted model, not a curated record
GGAUUGUGGGAAAUGUAGUCUGGCGACGCUGCCUUGCCCGCCAUUCCUGUAAUGGCUGCUUUCCGGUCAGGAGUGUCACUGGUAACCUCUUAGCCUCGGCAGCCGGAGCUCCAAGGAGGGACUGUUUCACUUCGGGUAGAAUUUUAUGUACACCCUUGUUUGGGAAAGUUCAGCCCUCAAGAUCCCCACAUCAUGAAUUCAGUUUCAACACAAUUGAUUUUAGUGUUUACUUCACUGCUCUUGCUUCUGCCUGUUGUUGAGGCAGUAGAAGCUGGGGAUGCAAUUGCACUCUUGUUAGGUGUGGUUCUCAGCGUUACAGGCAUCUGUGCUUGCUUGGGGAUAUACGCAAGAAAGCGAAACGGACAGAUGUGACUUUGAAGGACUCUUCUGAAUUAGACUUCACCCUGACCACACUGAAAACCAUUGUGCUAUGGAGGCCAAACCUAAGGUUUGAUCUCUCCUGUUCCCAGCAAGAAGGCUGCAGUUAAGAGGAUGGUUUCACAGUCUUGUUUCUCAUAAGAUGGGAGGAGAUGGGGUGGGGUGGGAGUGGGGGCUUUUACAAUGAAGAGUGCCUGCGCUAAUAACAUGGCCUAUACUUUGUAUUUGCUGCUUAGGAAGGCGGCCAAAGAGGGCUUCAAUUUGCAGAAGUAUUAUUUCAUACUUUCUAAAUUGUUAAAGCACAUGAAAUUGGAAGAAGGAAGUAUUUGCUCAGACUCUAGUAAAUCAACAUUGUUGCUGUAUUAAUCACUGCCUCUUGAAUUCUGCGGGAAACUUUUUCUCCAUAUUUUUGUUGUUGUUCUGUUUUAUCUUUCUAUUUGAUAUUGAACUUAGAUAUUAAAUAGCCAAAAAUUGAAACUUUUAUGUCUGAGAAAAAAAUUAACUAAAAUGUACUCAAGAUAUCUAAUACUAAAAUGGAGAAAAGAUUUGUUUAAAAAAAUAACUUUACAUUGAGUGGCAUCUUCUUUGUGAGAAGUACUGUAUUGAAUACAUAUCCAUCAUGCCAUAAGUUAAUCUGUCUAUUUCAGUGUCCUUGUAUCUGUGUGUGGAUGAGUUAUGUAUAAGAUAAAUAAAGAGAUCACAGUGGGUGAAAAAUGACCAUCUUUGAGGUAGGAGAGGCCUCUACUAGAAAAAUCUACAUAUACAAAAGGAAGUAUAUUGGCCUGUAUUGGUUUGUAUACCAGCUAAAUAAAUGGAAGCAUCUUCUUUGCCAUAGUAAUUUAAAGAGUCCCAUAGCCAACAAAUUACCAAGAUUUUAAAUUCACAUUGUUGAACCCUGAACAAAUAUUUGGGUUAAAAUCUGUGUUUUGCAUGUUAUUAUAGGUUGAAGAGAAAACUGCUCAAGUCUGUUAGAACUCAAGAAUCACAUCAGGUCCUUCUAUUCUAACAAAAUUUCAAUUCCUAAGUCUGUCUGUAUGGCAUAGCAGUAGGGAGAAUGGGGCCUGAAGUUGCCUGCUUGGCAAGGAAUCUUCAGGCCUUUAUUUGAUUGAGAAGAUUCGGCUAGAAUGAAAUGGUCUCAGUAAAUCAAACCAAUCUGUGUUUUCAAUGAAAGUAGAUAAUCAAGUUGUUCCCAAAAGUACAUUGACCAAUCUCUAGCUCUCCUGAUAACCUUAAGAGCCUUGACAAAUUCUGUCAGGAAACAGUCUGUGGCAAAUAAAACCCAGAAUAUAGAGCCUUUCUCCAAUUGAAUGGAUGUGGCUUGCGUGAGAGUUAUGGUUAACAAUUAAAAGGUAGUGAGAAGUACUUAUGCUACAGAGAUGUGGAAACCAGAUAGGUUUACUAGUUUUGAAGGUAUUUUAUUUUUCACCAGAGAAGACGCCGACAGUCUUUAUUUGGGUACACCGGCAGUUAAUAAAGCUUGUUGGAGCAUGCUCAGGAGAAAGGAACGACCGCAGUGACGUUACAGUUGUCUCUGUGCACUGGCUCACUGGAGCUUGUUUCAAGGCAGCUCUCUCGCCCUGACAAGUCUUAGCUCUUCACCAGGAUGGAAAAAGCUAAUGUGAAGCGUAUUUUAAGUCAUCUAGUUACCUCCAGGUAUUAUUUUUAGCAUAUUUAAAAUAAGACUAUACGAAAACAGUCUUUACUGACAGUGUGUUUCCAAAAGUACUCCAAAGAAUGUUUUAAAAACCUGCCAUUUCCUAUUUUAUCCUUAAAAGCAGAGGGGUGUAUGUGUGUGUGUGUGUGUGUGUGUGUGUGUUGAGGGUGAGGGGGUGCUUUCUAAAAAUAGCAUCACUGGGCCAAGGAGAUUAUUCAGUGGCUAGAGUUGCUUGCAUUUACUAAUGACCUGAGCUGGAUCCUCAGUAUCCACGUAGUAGGAGAGAACCAACUCCCACAGUGACAACAUUGUCUCCAUACAUGUUUCAUGAUACAUGGGCACAUUCCCAACCUCUGACAUACUACUAAAUAAUUAUUGUUUAAUAUAAUAAAAAGAAGACAACACAUUGACUAAAAACAGAAACCCAGGCUGGGGAGAUGGCUUCAUUGAUAAUACUGAUUGUCGUCCAAGCAUAAAGAACAAAUACCCACAUAAAAACCCGGUGCUGCAGCACAUGCAGAAAUCCUUACCCUGGAGCUGCUACAGACACAGGCGGAGCCCUGGGGCCUGCUGGGUAGGUGCUUUAGCUAAUUCAUUUUUGAGUACUAAGUUCAGUGAGAGUCCCAGGAUCCAAAAAUGAGAGCAACUGAAGAAAAGCCAGUGCUCUGCCCUCCCUAUGUGCACACGUAAACAACCACGCAAAAUGACACAGGAAGCCUUCUCAUAGACCAUAAUUAUCGGUGCCGUCGAGAAUCUGAUAAAUGCUUUUGAUUGUUUUUUCCUAAAUGAUAUCUAUAUACGCUAACAUUUUCAGAUUAAUUUCACAAAAUUUGCAGAGCUAAAGCCCAUCUAGGAGUCAACAAUUACAAUUUUCUGGUUGGUUUGUUCAUUUGUUCUCAAGUUCCGAUUUUUUCCAGUUGUACAAGUCAUUCCAUUGCUUGGAGAGAGAAUACCUGUUAUGCUGCAGUCAGAGGAGCAAGAUUGACAGGUAGCCCUCAGAUGCCUGGCACAAUGUUUUCUGUCUAGUAAAUGUCCUGCUACUUAGAUGACCUGAGUUCAGUUAAAAAGUAGAAACAAUAAUAAAAAAUUUAAGGUCCUUGCCAAUAAUUUUUAUUUCUGUCUCACUGCUUUCAAAAUAUUUUUAUUUUUAUUUAUUUAUGUUUUUGUGGGGUUUUUUGUUUUGUUUGUUUUUAAAGGGUGGGUUAUAAUGUAUCUUGGCCUGGAGAUCCUCAGUUUAUUCUAGAUGGAGCUUUCUGAGUUCUUAAAUUUGAGCAUUUCAGUUCCCCCCCCACACACACACACA